This is a messenger RNA of Cuscuta europaea, 1115 nucleotides long. Lineage: Eukaryota; Viridiplantae; Streptophyta; Magnoliopsida; Solanales; Convolvulaceae. The record is from the annotation of a GenBank genome assembly.
CUCAAAUAUGCAUAAUUCUAAAACAAUACAAAGUUCAUAUGUCAUCUUCUCAGAUUGAUCCCAGGUUACCUGAAACCUAUUGAACCGGUAAAAACUAAAAAAAGGCAAAAAAAAAAAGGAAUAAAUGGAUGCUUCUUUGAACGGCUGAAACAAGAGGCCUUUAUAUACUUCUUUGGGCACAGUUGACCGGCCGGCCAGCGAAUGCAGGAGCAGAUGGAACGGUCGGCAAGGAGGAGCAGACUUCCAAUCUCUUCUCUCCGGUUCCAUACUCUAUUCGAAUUGAGGUCCUGGACAUGUUGAUUUCCUCUUCAAUCAACUGGGAAUCUCCCAUCGCCGGUGGAGUCGUGGAAACAAAGUUUGUGACGGCAACAAUCUAGGGACGAUGAAGCACAUUCAGCUAUCUCCCUUCUACCACCUAUGACUCUGGUUUUGCUCUUCUCAGCUAUGUAUGGAAAUAUUCCGACUAUCUCCCCUCCACGUAUCUCUUCUGAAUCUCAUCCAGCUGUUCUCCCCUCUUAAUUCGAAAGAAAAAGAAACCAACGGGGUGGAGAUGAGAGAGUUGUGGUGUCUAGCAACCGAUUCCAUUUCCUUGGUUUUUGGGCCUAAAGCAUUAACCCGCUGGGAAGGGAAGGCAGGGAGGAGCACCGGAGGCUGGAGCAACUAUUUAAAAAUUAAAAGAAAAAAGAGAAUUACAAACGAAAAAGAAGUAAAAAGAAGGGAGAGUGGGAGAGAAGAGGGGAGGAAAGAAAAACGACGAAUGAAAAGGAUAGUGCACACCAAAGAAAACUCAGAGACAACGGACGGAGCAACAGAGAAAAAAGAGAACAUACGGAGUAAGAAAUAAAAUAAGAACAAAAAAAGACUAAUCCAAACAUGCCACGUGCCAAUUCAAGUGACCUACUGAAUUGAUUUAUGUAGGUCACCGGGUUGUUUAGAGAAGAUGACCCUCAUACAUUGAAUUAUUUUAGAAUUAUAUAUAUUUGGGAUUAAUAAUAGAAUACACCUGAUAGUUGGGAUUAUUCAUGUGAAUUUUUCCAUUUAUUUAAGACUAAUUUAAUACAAAUUUUAAAGUCGGGCUCAACCCUGACAUUUUAUUGGCCCGUUAUAGUACCAAG